Molecule: messenger RNA, 2253 nt
Organism: Cutaneotrichosporon cavernicola
Lineage: Eukaryota; Fungi; Basidiomycota; Tremellomycetes; Trichosporonales; Trichosporonaceae
Exons: 12
Coding region: 1-2253 (750 amino acids)
Biological process (GO): regulation of DNA-templated transcription
Molecular function (GO): zinc ion binding; DNA-binding transcription factor activity, RNA polymerase II-specific
Source: RefSeq, a predicted model, not a curated record
AUGUCGGCGGCGAGUUCGCCCUCAAAGCAGUCUUCGGACCAUAAACCCAUCAAGAAGCGGAAGCGGCCCACCUUGUCUUGUCUGCCAUGUAAGCACCGCAAGACGAAAUGCGACAAAGCCCAGCCCUGCUCGACCUGUGUCCAGCGCAAGGAAGGUGAGGCUUGCCACUACGAUGAUGGUUCAACGCCGCCACCAACGCAGACUUUUGUGACCCAGGACGAGUUCCAGGCGUUCAAGUCCCGUAUCGAAGAGAUGGCGCGGACGGGCACGUUCUGCCAAAACCAGCACUCGAACGGCGUAUCGCCCAUCAGCGAGUUCUCUCGCGGACGCGGGGCAGAACCGCCGCACAUAGCACCGCGAGCGUACGAGAAGGUGUCGAAUAUGCGUGCCGAAGAGCUCGAAGUCGCAGUGUCAAUCCUCGAGGAUUUGGUUGAUCCCUACGAAAUCCACGGCGCUCCACAGAUGGUCACCCCAACAUCGGUAUCCCAGGACGCUGCGACUUAUCGACGACCCGUCCGGGUCGGCCAAGUUUCGCACCAGUACCGCAACAAGUGGCCAGACAUCACCGCAUGCGUGAUACCCGUCGAGCAGCGCAAUGGGCGCUGGAUGCGCGACAUGUCUGAGGUUAUCAAGUCGAUACCUACCCACCACGUGCUCAUGCUCACUGUCGACCAUUACUUUAAAGAAAUGAAACAGAGCAGAACAUUCAUUCACGAAGGGGUAUUCCGCCGUGAGGUCGAGCAGUUCGAGACACUGCGUGCCUCGAACAUGUGGCGCAAUAUAGAUCCGGCCUGGACGGCUCUGCUGUGUUCAAUGAUCUGGACAGCUUCCCAUUCAAUGGCUCUGGCCAACACUCUGCUCCCGGGCAUCAGGAUGGAUCCUCAAGCUCUCAUUCAGCUCUCCUCGACAAUGUUCGAGGCCCUGGAGACGAGCCUGGCCUGUGCUACAUGGGUCUAUCUCCCGCAGAUGCGCGUCCUGGCUGCGCUUAUCGUCGGGAUGCCCGCCGGCGGCAUCGGUUGCCACCCAGCAUUCAUCCCGGGGAACUGCAAGCUGACGAGUGCCUGGAUGUGGAUGGAUAUCGCCGCAGGCAUCGUCAAGGCGCUCGGGCUCGAUCGCCUCGGUCCAGACAGCAAGCCGGCGGUUCUCCCUGACGAUCCAAUGCUGCCGCCUGGCCACAACGACCUCGCGCGUCAGAUCGCUCUGCGCGUCUUCCAGGCUACGCUGUACACGGACGCGUUUAGCAGCUGCGGGUUCUCCGACAUGCAGACGGUCCCGCCAACAGUGUUCCCGAUGGGCAACUAUGACAACACCAUGCCGAGCAACUACUGCGAGAACGACCUCACUGUGCCCGAGCGUCUCACCCCGGCCCCGCUCAGUGUUAAAACCGAGAUCAUCUGGACAUUGUUCCAGGUGCGAAUGGCCGACCACUCGCGCAAGAUCACUGCCGCGCUGCGACACGCCUCGACGCUGGCGUACGAGACAGCGCUCGAGUACGACAGCGGCCUGCAGAAAGACAUGCGCGAGCUCAUGGAGCUGAGACUGAAUGGCAACCUGAACGACGAAGAGAUGCUUGCUUGGUGUAUUACGCAGAGCUCGUACAACCAGCGCAUCCUGAGGCUGCACCGUCCGUUUUUUAUUUUGAGCUUCAAGGAAGAGCGGUACCACUACUCACAGGUGACGGUGGUCACGGCGGCGCAGACGAUGUUGACGAAUUUCCGCGGCCAAGUUCGCAAGAACCCUUCACGGAUCGCCCUGAGGCAUAACAAGUUUCUCAUCGUGCAUCAGUUGUCGGCCAUUCUCGUGCUGUUCAUCCAGUGCAAGCUCGACCCGUCGUCCAAGGCGAGCCUGCAGCCUGAGAUCGAGCAGGCUUACUCUACGCUGCAGGAGCUGGGAGCGGGCAAGGGCGACAUGUACGGCAUGGUUGGCGAUAAGGUUUUGCAUUCUGUCGGGGCCAUGAUCGAUUCGCUGAGGAUUGCAGAGGCCGUCGACUCGGACGACCUUGACACGGUGCUGCAGCAGGUGGCCGAGAAGGCGGCAUUGCACGAUGUGGCGGUCAGCCCGCGCGCCAGCAUGUCGCAGCAGGGGCUGGCCCGCGCGCCACAGUUCCUACCAGGCGUCUCGGGCUUGGGCAAUGUCCCUCUGCAGUUGGACCAGUGGACGGUUGCGCAACUGAUGCCGGAGCAGACCCAGCUUGACACGGAGUUUGCGUUUGAGAGCUGGGAGGCUAUGAUGCUCGGGAUGGGUGUGGUGUAG